AUGGCCCCGGAUGAAGACCCAGGACGCCGAUUUACUGGUCCUCCUUCUCGGCACGAAAGCGAGCGACGCUUGAUAGAUCCGCGACAUCCUGCUUCGACAUCGGCAACUUCGUACAGCGCGCCUGGUCCACUGCAUGUCAUGUCGGGGCCUUCGCGAGACGUCGAUAUAGGCCUAAGCUCACGUCAUCCGGUGAUGUCGACGGCGCCCGAGCAAGCUGUGCCAAUGCCCGGUGGCGGCGUUCCGCGGCAGGGAUAUCAAGUUGCGGCUCUAUCAUACAGUCCUUAUUCGGCGACCCGUAGGGGUUACGGGGUGCAGACUAGACCGUUGGUGACCCAGCAGCACUCUGGCUCAUACACGAGCCGCGCACCGUAUGAUUUCGGAACCGUAGGCGGCAGCGCUGGCGGAUUGUUCGGAGUUGCAACCCCAGCUCCCGCGCGGUACGGGUCUGGACAUCCUGAGUACCUCCCUGGCUCGUCUGGCCAGCCUCUUCAGGCCGACGGACAAGUCUCUUCCCGUGGUUUCGGAUCCGGCACGCCUUAUGGCCUUAUGGACCCUUCUCGGAGGUUCAUGAACACGCCGCCGACGCCCGCGUUCGGAGCACCUGCAGCAAAUUCUUACUCCUCAGGACCUUUCCGGGUCCUUCCAAGCCACGAUUGGCCUGGACAGGCUGCUCCCAACCCAUCGCAAGUCUACGGCUCGUUCACGGCAGGGCAAGCGUCGAACAACAAUGCGUACUUGGGCGGCAGCGGAGGAUAUGGGAUUGACCCCUACGCUCGAGUGGGUACACGAGCGGCGCACGAUCCUGCAGACUUUCGGGUGCUUCAGGAGCAAUCAGAUCAGUGGUGGCGGCAGGUGGUGCGGCAGCAGCAGCCGUCUUCCGGCACCGAUGAGCGCAACCCCGCCGUCAGCGUUACCCGGUCGCCUACGACUUCGCAGCCAGCACAUUCAACACCAUCCCAAGAACUCGGUAACGACGACGUCGCGGAGCCUCUCCAGCCAUCCGUUCCGCCCGUUCGGAGCUCCCCUGCGGGGACUGAUGAACCUCAGCGGAGCAGUGGACGCAGCCGUGCUAAAAAGCGCAUCAUCACGUUUCUUCGGGAAGAGGAUAAGAGGGUCGAGCUCCAGAGCCGCUUCAACCAAUCGGACAACAACAUUUGGAGGUCGAGCGUUCAGCAAGGCGCGGAGGCGCAGGCUCGGGCCUUGCGCAAUCAGCUCGACGAGCAGCAGGUCAAGGACAGAGUCUACGAAGACUUCCCGUCUCUGAACACCCCUUCCGAAGUGCUUUAUAUCUUUAGGCAGUUCAUUCGUCCGGAUUCGCUCCUCUUCCACCGAUACUUCGCAGCACGAGGUCGUCAGGAUGUCAGGCCCGCCAUCCCACUGCUCAAGCUCAUUACCUUGGCCUUCAUUGCACUUGGACGCAUCGCCGAUGAGGACGAGAUCAUUGAAUGGUUGGAGAAGAAGUUCCCUUGGUAUCUCGGCGCUUCGUUCAGCGACAUGGACGGCGCAACUGGGCCAGAUAAUCUUCGAACUCAUGUGGAAGCGAUGUUCGCUCGGAAUAUGAAUACCUACGAUAGCGUGUUCACUCCAGUCAACCCAGCUACGCGACGCCGAGGUGCUGCAUACGAACUGGCGAGCCGAGGCCGGGUCUGGCGUCUACCUAGCGGGCAUGAGAAUCAUGUCUUCGAAGACUGGUAUGGGUAUGACAAAGAUGAAACUCCUUUGUGGCGUCACCCAACUCCGAAAGAGCCUGAACCGAAGGUGAACGGAAACACCGCUAUACUCGGUCUAUCUGCGGAGCUGCGGCUUAUGAUAUUCGGCUUCAUAUUCACGUUCCACGACUUCCAACAUCAGACGCUGCAAGUGCGACAACUUAAAGUCCCUUGGCUGGAUUCCGACUUGCACCUGUGUGUCGAAGCUCCUGAAUGGGCGCAGACGGGGCCGCCAGUGCGGAGUAUGCGGCAACUGCCUGACAUAGCCAACCAAGACGGCUAUAGAACCGGUUGGUGGCGCAUCCCGCCCACAAACUGGCUGUUGGAGGUCGCUGAAAUCGAGGACUUGGUUGGAAUUGCUCAUCAGGCGCUGUUCAAGGAGAACCACUUCAUCCUGGAAGAUGAAGAUAAAGACAAAUACCACCGGCGGGUCCCUUUCAUUGCCUACAACUGGUUGCGGUCACUCAGCCACAACCAGCUGGCGUACUUGGAUCACGUCCAUCUUCGACUGGAGUUCUGUCCUAGCCAGCGGGGCCCUGAGUUACUGGCUAUGCUUCGACGACUGGGCAACAGCUGUUGGCUGCGCAGCUUCAAAUUGAGCAUGGAUGUCCGCCGAUUGCCACUUGAGGAGCGUCAAGAUUUCCGAAACAUCCCAGGGUUUCAGGUUCUGAGGCGCUAUCGUGGGGUUGAAUUCCUCGACAUCGACAUCACUCCGGCUUGGCCGGAAGCCGUGAGCGAGCUGACAGCUUGCAUCCAGAAAGCCAAGCUGCGGAACGGGCUGGGAAAAGGCGAUAAGUGUAUAUAUCCAGCUCUGGUGAUGAAGCCGCUCAAAGAGUCGACGAUAUUCAAAUGGCGACGGGGAAAAUUCAACCGCUUGUUGGCGGCUUUCGGCCGGGGUGCCGCAGAUAUCAUGAAGAAGAAGGCCGAUGCAGCGUGGGUUGCGCAGCAGAUUCUCGAAGACUGGGAAGAUCCGGAAGAGCAGCGCUGCAGAAUCGAACAAGAACAGACGAGUAAGGCGGCUGCAGCUGCGAACACCCAGUCAAGCACCAACUCCGGAACCCAGGCAAGCCUCUUCGGACACGCCCGGUCACAUACCACGGAUGGUCAAGAGGAUGUAGAUAUGGAAGAUGCGGACAUGCAGACUGUUCUGCUGGAGGACGCUUCGGCCGCGCGAAUCCACCAGCGUGGCGCUUCGGGGGAUGUGGAUAUGGAAGACCUGGAUGAACAAACUGCUCCGCUGAAUAAUGCUGCAACUACACAACUCCAUCCACAUAGGCGUCCAGAGGAUUACGAGGGUCAGACCGGCUAG
Molecule: messenger RNA, 3018 nt
Organism: Trematosphaeria pertusa
Lineage: Eukaryota; Fungi; Ascomycota; Dothideomycetes; Pleosporales; Trematosphaeriaceae
Exons: 6
Coding region: 1-3018 (1005 amino acids)
Source: RefSeq, a predicted model, not a curated record